Messenger RNA from Aspergillus caelatus, 961 nucleotides. RefSeq names its product lignocellulolytic auxiliary activity family 11 protein. Lineage: Eukaryota; Fungi; Ascomycota; Eurotiomycetes; Eurotiales; Aspergillaceae. The transcript is spliced from 4 exons. The record is from RefSeq and is a predicted model, not a curated record. The coding region runs from base 122 to 781 and encodes 219 amino acids.
AAUAUGGCCUGCAGGACGGCCAUCGACUCGGAGACGGCAGCAUCAUCAUCAUCAUCAUCAUCAUCACAACACCAUAAACGCAGCUACUGCCCUCGUGUAUAAAAAACCCGCAAGAACAACCAUGCACUUCAACUCCAUCUUUAGCGCCCUUCUGUCCUGUGGCCUCGCAGCAGCACACAUGCAGAUGAGCUGGCCUUAUCCCAUGCGCAGUCCACUUGACCCUCAGAACAAAGGGUCCGACAAGGACUAUGACAUGAGCAACCCCCUUGACCAGUCCGGCUCCAAUUUUCCUUGCAAGGGCUAUCACAAGAACACCCCCUGGCGCGCAACCGCGGAAUACAAGGCUGGCGAGUCAUAUAACAUGACAGUUGCCGGCGCUGCAACACACAGUGGAGGAUCCUGCCAGCUGUCCCUGAGUUACGACGAAGGAAAAACCUUCAAAGUCAUCAAGUCCAUGGUGGGUGGAUGCCCGCUCGAUUUCAAGUAUGACUUUACGAUGCCGAGCGAUGUGGUCAACGGCCAUGCUCUGUUUGCUUGGUCUUGGUUUAACCUGGUGGGCAAUCGUGAGAUGUACAUGAACUGUGCGAAUGUUGAGAUCAGUGGGGGAAGCGGCAGCAACGAAUCGUUUGGAAACAAUUAUCCGGAUAUGUUCGUGGCCAAUGUUGGAAAUGGCUGUUCUACUGUAGAAGGGAAGCACACAGUGUUUGCCCAUCCGGGAAAGCAGGUUACCUAUGCGGGUGGUCUUGAUGCGUCCUCGCCUCCAUUCCCCAAAUGCUCUUGAAAUCACAACCAAUGGAUGUUACACACUUUUGUACGUGAUACACAAUGGUACAAUUAUGCUCACAUAAACUCCGAUUUUUGUAUUGCUACAUAUCUGAGUGAAGUAGUGGUAUAUUAUUGAGAGCUAGUAGUACUAAGUAGGUAUAGUAGUAGUAGGCCGGACGCAGUUGCGGCGUUGGCG